Molecule: messenger RNA, 1000 nt
Organism: Nanorana parkeri
Lineage: Eukaryota; Metazoa; Chordata; Amphibia; Anura; Dicroglossidae
Gene: PRRG4
Product: proline rich and Gla domain 4
Exons: 6
Coding region: 230-946 (238 amino acids)
Cellular component (GO): extracellular region
Molecular function (GO): calcium ion binding
Source: RefSeq, a predicted model, not a curated record
UCUCUGUCCAGAGGAAAAAGAUCAGACAAUAUUAGAGAAUCCCGGGAUACAGAUUGAUCGUUUCUUGCUUUGUGGAUAAUUCGCCUUUCAUAGGAAGCUGUGCCUACAGAAUUUAGGAUAACACUGUUUGGACUUUACUUUUAUCUAAUGAUCAGAACCUGUUCUUAUACUCGAAAAAAAAAAGGGAACUAAGUACACACCUUAUUAGACUUCAGCAUUUCAGGUACUGAUGAGUCUACUCAACAAUGUUUACCUGGCUCUCACGUUAAGAUACCAGAUUCUUGUUCCACAAUUGGUCCUCAUCUACCAGCUGAUCUUCGAGGUAUUCAGUCUGCCGCAUUGUGUGAAAAAUUUGGUGGAAUCCGGACAAAAUAGACAAGUUUUCAAAGAUGGGGAGGAUGCCAGCAGCUUCCUGGGACGACGCUUGCUUUACAACCAGUUUGACUUUGAGAUGUUUGUCCCGGGAAACCUGGAGAGAGAGUGUAAUGAGGAACAAUGCAACUAUGAGGAGGCCAGGGAGAUCUUCGAAGAUCACGAUGCAACGAUGAAGUUCUGGAAAGAAUACUCUAAAGAUCCAUUCACUCAAGGGGUAAAAAUAGAUGUGGUUGGGCUCCUCACUGGCCUAAUUUCUGCUGGAACUUGUCUUGUUAUAUUUGGACUUCUUGGAUAUUAUUGGUAUACCAUCUACUGUACUGCAAGGCGACGCAGCCAAAUCCCAGAUGAUGAGCAUCAGUGCAGAAACAUCUCCUUCAGGUCCAGAAGAGAUGAGUUUCUUCCACUGCAACCCUUUGCUCCACCACCAGCUGAAACUGCGCCGCCAACCUAUGAACAAGCUGUGGCCAUGAAUGCCACAAAUGAGGUUCCACCACCUCCUUAUCCGGGAACUGAAAUUGACUCAAAGAUUUACCGAAAGUCUUACUCUAUUCCCGCUUCCCAAGUCUUUUGAACCUGAGCAACAUUCAUUUGUGGUGGCAUGUUAUGUGGCAUUUGCCAAGAACUU